AUGGCCAAGGAUUCUUUUCUGCCGGCAAUACCAGAAGAUGCCAACAGUCUGCUUUGUGGCCCGGGCUACCGGACAAAGCUGGACAUGUGGCCAGAGGCCAUAAGUAUUCCCGGGAUGGAGACAAUUUCUCUGGGCGAAUUAGCGUUUUCUGGAAUUUGCCAAUGGAAAGAACCACAACUGAAAUUUACCUUGGAGCAAUUUAAAACGUCCAAACCUGGCAGCAACUAUUUGAACCAUAGCUUAAAUACAGAAGACAACCAACCCUUGGAUGGACUUCAGGAAAAGACAUUCUUGGACGGCAAAAAAUACAAUUCUGACAAGUCUCAGUCCAAGUCCGAUCAUAGUCAGUCCUCCUCAGAGAAAAAAUUCCUCCUAACCGGCGGCCAUCUGGGUACCAAGAAAAAAUACUCAGCUACAACGCCUGAAGCACCUGCCGGCCUGCCUGCGGCCACCAGAACCGCUGAAGCCACUUCAACGGCUUUGUCUGGCCGGCAAUCCUCAGCUAUGGCGGCUGAGGCUUCUCAAGCCGCCACCUUGCCCAACCUGCGUGCGGAGGAGGACAUUCAAGCACAGUUUGAUGGUGCACCUGGGUUGCUUCCACAGGAGGCGCCACCGGCGGACAACGAAACGGCCACUUUGACGGCCUUUGCUGGCCCUCAAUCCUCAGCUACGGUGGCUGAGGCUUCUCCAGCCGCCACCUUGCCCAACCAGCGUGCGGAGGAGGAAAUUCAAGCACAGGUCAAUGGCGCACUUGGGUCUCUUCCACAGGAGGCGCCACCGGCAGACAAUGACACCACCACUUAG
Messenger RNA from Puccinia triticina, 804 nucleotides. RefSeq lists its product as uncharacterized. NCBI's taxonomy places the organism in Eukaryota, Fungi, Basidiomycota, Pucciniomycetes, Pucciniales, Pucciniaceae. The transcript has a single exon. The record is from RefSeq and is a predicted model, not a curated record. Bases 1 to 804 code for a protein of 267 amino acids.